CUGCGGGGGGGCAGAGCCCGGCAGAGCCCUGCCCAGCCACCCCCUUUCCUCCGCCCGUCCCGGGCCCGCCGGCGGUGCGGCUUCGGAAGCAGGGCCCGGCCGCCGGCAGCGCCUCGGGGACGGGGAAGCGAGCGGCAGCGCCGGCGUCCGCCCGAAGCGGGGCGAAACCCCUACCAUAUGCAAUUGAGUAAAUGCAAGAAUGUAUGGCGAGCCAGGAAGUCUCAUUACCACAGUAAACAACACUUACAAUUCCAUCCUAAGUAUGCUUUCAAUUUUAACUAAUUAAUUGUUACAGAAGUACUGAUUCAAAGAUCCCAAACAACUGUCCUAUAGAAACAAGGGGGGAAAACAAUCCUACUUGGCAACAAUGAGGCAUUUUCACUUCUGUAAGCUUCCAGGAAGAGUUAUGGGAAUCCGCCUACUACGCUUCACUUCUGUGGUGAUCGUUGUCUUACUUCUGGUGGCAGGUGCUUUAACAGCUUUGCUUCCCACUGUCAAAGAUGACAAAAUGCCUAAUUUGAGAAGGGAACCAAAAGCCCAGAGUCAGUCUGCCUUGGAUUCAUUUACUCUCAUUAUGCAGACAUAUAAUAGAACUGACUUACUGCUAAAGCUUUUAAAUCAUUAUCAAGCCAUCCCCCACCUACAUAAAGUAAUUGUUGUGUGGAACAACAUUGGUGAGAAGAUACCAGAGGAAAUGUGGAAUUCCUUGGGGCCUCAUCCUGUCCCCGUUGUCUUUAAAGUUCAAACUGUAAAUCGCAUGAGGAACAGACUCCAGAAUUUCCCUGAGCUGGAAACAAAAGCUGUUUUAAUGAUGGAUGAUGAUACACUAGUCAGUGCGCAUGACCUUGCUUUUGCCUUUUCUGUUUGGCAGCAAUUUCCAGAGCAUAUAGUGGGAUUUGUUCCUAGAAAGCACAUUUCUACUCCUUCAGGCGUAUACAGUUAUGGCAGCUUCGAAUUGCAGAACCCUGGCUUUGGAAACGGAGAUCAAUAUUCCAUGGUUCUUAUUGGUGCAGCGUUUUUUCAUAGUGGGUAUUUAGAAGACUUUCAAAGACAGCCGGAAGCUGUUUACGCCUUAAUAGAUGAAACUCAAAAUUGUGAUGAUAUUGCCAUGAAUUUUCUGGUAGCCAAGCACACUGGGAAGCCUUCAGGAGUGUUUGUGAAGCCUGUUGAUAUAAGAAAUUUAGAAAAAGACACUAACAGUGGCUAUUCUGGAAUGUGGCACAGAGCAGAGCAUCUGUUACAGAGAUCUUACUGUGUAAAUAAACUGGUUAAUAUUUAUGAUGGCAUGCCUUUAAAAUAUUCUAAUAUCAUGAUUUCUCAGUUUGGCUUUCCUAAUUAUGCCAAUCACAAAAAUAAAAUGUAAGCCAAUGAUUUGAAGGGAUUAGAUGUUAAACAGUAAUAAGUGAAUUGUACUGAGUCUGAGGAGAGAAGAAGGUGUAAUUACAUGGCCAUUCUUAUUUGUAGCCUCUGAAUUUUUUCCAUUUGGCUUUUUUUUUUUUUGCCUUUCUUACUAAUUCUCCAAGGUAAGUUUUGAGAAAACUUAAAGAAUAUAUACUAAUGUUUAGCUGUGAUAUAAUCAUCCUCUCUCCUUAAAACAUGAAAUGCUGUUAUAAUUAAUUAGGCUAGUUCUUCAGAAACGUGCAGACAGAAAUGCACUCCUACGCUUCAGUGCUUAUAUUUUGAUUAUUUUUUAAAUAUAUGUGUCUAGUCAAAUGAAGUCUAGGCUUAUUUUUGAUAGUUUUAUGUUGAGAUGCUCCCUUGUCUUCCCCCUCCUCUCCUCGCCUCCCCCUACCCAGUUCCCAGUGAAACUCUAGAAGGGCUACAGUGAACUCUUGGCCAGGCUUCUAGACUCCUGUACAAAACCCCUCUGAAGGAUGUAUAUAAGCUAUUCUGUAUUCUGAGAUGUUCCUGAAGCUGCUAUGAAAGCCAGCCAGAAAGGAGUACCUCACCUUCAUCUCUGAUAGUCCUAAACCCAUUGCCUACAAUAUCUGCUGCUGCUGAGACAGUGGAAAAUGAUCUCUGAUGUGGCUUUUUUACCCCUAUUAUUAAUAUGCCUAGAGUUGCUGAAACACUGCAGGCAGCUGAAAGGUAAAACCUAGCAGUUGGAAAUGUAAGAAACAUGAAUACAUGAAAUAUAGCUCAUCCAUUUCUUCUGGCUGCUUAUAUAAGCUUUAUAAUUUAUUAAUACUCUUUAGUACUUUGUUUUAUUUUGACAUUUUGCAUGUACAUUGUUACAAAAACGUGCCCAAGAAAAUCCUCACUUUUAAAAAAAUAUCUUAUUUAUGAUUCCUAAUAAGAGCAAGCUGUUGUACAUUUAUUACAGAGUGUACAUUUUGUAAUGCCACAGGUCUACUGUUUUUUUCAACUGCUCUUUCAAAUGAGUCUUUACUCUUUGGUUCCUUUCAUCUCUGUCUUCGGUGGCUAUGACAACAGAGUUAAAAUGUGCAAUUAAUGGGUAAAAGCAUUAUAAAAAGGAAGUAUUUUUGACAGGGCUGGACUAUUAUCAGUCUCUGAAUUCCCUGGGGACUCUGUAAUUCUGGAUAUGUGUUAACAUGGACAGGACAAGCCUUUUCUACUGCAGUUACAGAACUUUUUUUGUGAUACGGAGGAAAGGACAAAAGACAGUAAUUUUCCUGGACGACAGAGAAGAAUCAAAUCUGGCAUCCAAAGUAGGUUCAGUUUCAUCUGCGUCAGCUUUUAACCAAUUCUCAGUAUCAGUUAAAAGGUAUCUAUGGGCGAUCAGUAACAGCAAAUACCUAGUACACAAAUAGCAUCUGCACAAAUGGUGUAUAAACUUAUUUUUUGUCAUCAUCAUUUGAACCAAAAGUGGUUGAAAAAUGUUCAAGUUCUUCACAGCAGGGCUGAUUCUGAGUGUGAGUCUUUGGGUUCUUUUGCCUUGUUCUAUCAGUGUUAAAGGAUUUGGUUUCUGUUCAGUGAAGUCUUCCUAGUACUUUUGCGAGAUUUAAAGGGCAAAAUCUUAAUAUGGCAAUGCAGUCUGCUUAAUUUUGUUGUAAUGGUGACAAGUAGCUUUUAAUUAUUGUGCUGUAGUUAUAAGUGGUAUACAAACAGGUUUAUGAUAUUUCCAGAAAUGCAGCUUUCCUAAUAGUAGUUCACUGCAUUUCAUUUACUGACUGGUCUUCUGUGAUUUCUGUUCUGUGCAGUAUCAGCUACAAUUGUGAAGACUCACCAAUGUUGUUUACCUUACUCUAAAAUGUGAAAUGAACUGUCAACUCAGCCACAUCUUAGUAUUGGGUUCUUUGUAGGGGGGAAGGAGUUGUUUUGGGUUGGUUUUUGGUUUUUUGUUGGGUUUUUUGUGUGUGUUUUUUUGGUAGUUCCUCUCUAUCAGUGAAAGAAUUACUAGAACAAGCUUUUAUUAUACUGGUAAAUUUAAUUUGUACUGUUGUCAAAUAAAAUCUGUAAAACAGA
This is a messenger RNA of Phalacrocorax carbo (great cormorant), 3426 nucleotides long. Lineage: Eukaryota; Metazoa; Chordata; Aves; Suliformes; Phalacrocoracidae. The record is from RefSeq and is a predicted model, not a curated record.